Molecule: messenger RNA, 2190 nt
Organism: Prorocentrum cordatum
Lineage: Eukaryota; Dinophyceae; Prorocentrales; Prorocentraceae
Source: the annotation of a GenBank genome assembly
AUGCUCAGCCACCAGCUCGCCCCAAGCGCAGAGCCGGAGGCCGACCCCUUCAGGUCGUGGACGUUCGGGCUGCCUUUCAAGCUCGCCCGCCAGAGCUGCAAGAAGGCGAAGAGAGCCGGCGGUGGGGCGCCAUCCGGCAGCGAGUUCGGGAGCGCCGAAGCGGAGGUUCCCAAGUUGGCCCAGUCUCGGAAGGUUCCAGGGUUGUUAGGUUCGCGCCGGGCCGAAGUACAAUGGAUCCAGAAAGCCAUCGAGAAAGACAUCCAGGACCUCGAUUGGCAGCAGGUCAAGUUUUUCGAUGGAGAAGCGCGCUCUGGAGGCUGCGCAGCAAGGCUUCGCCGGCUAGAGCGCAGCCCCAAACGAGGCGGAGGGGCCGCCCAUGGUUUCACCCGCGAGGCAGAAGUAGAGGUCACGCCAGAGGAAGUCGAUCACUUCAUCUUAGAGGAAGAGGUUCUCAUGGGGCCCACCCAGAUCCUGGAGGCCAAGGGGAAGUUCUGGGGGCAGUGCUGGGGCCCGCUGCAGUUCGGAGCCAGCUGUCCAGUCUCGGAGCUAGCCCUGGAGAAGGGUUGGAAGGAGCACGAGGUGGCCAGAGGCUUUAAAACAUUUCCAGGACACUCAGCCACAGAUAUCGACCAGUGGCGCGCUCGGGACUUCAAUGGGCUCCCAGAGGCAGGUCUCGCGCAGCCCGCGGCCCAUUUAAUCGGCAUCACGAGGCAGCAGGUGCUGCCCGUCCAGUGCUUGGGGAUCCUUUUCUCUCGGCUCACGCCCGUGGCAUGGGUCGAUGGUCUUCGUGCUAGGAUGGUGGCCUCUAAGAAGGCCUCGGUGGAACAGUGCCCCCAGGCCAUCCAGCCCGUCAAGGAUGGACUCAAGGAGUCAGGCUGCAGGCCCUCCCCCAAGUCCGCCCUCCUCUCGAACGACAACGAGCGCAGGCACGUCGAGGUCCGUCGUGCUCGGCUGCGCCUCGGAUGUUAUGCGAGCAGAAAGGACAUUCGGAGGCCCCUGAAGGGACAGAUGCCCAUCCACAGGCACAAUGGGGACCCGAAGGCCAUGGAGUUGCACCAGCAGAACUUAGUCUACACCGACGUGCAGCAGGAUCAGUACAAGGCGUCAGCAAGCCAGGCGAAGCUGCCGCCAGAGGCCCUGGGCCCAACUACUUCCAUGCGCGCCAUGCUCUUGUACAUGUGGCUCGAGGUGGUCAACGCCGAGCCGCAGCUGCGAGAGGGCAUCAGUAUCGCCUGGCCCCACAUCCUCAUGGGGCGCUCCGACACGCCAGAUCUCCGACUUCGAAGUCAAGUCCCACUUGUCCACGCCCGCGGAGCGGGCGAAGUAUUCAGCUUGGGCAACGAGAAGGCCGACGAGCUAGCUGACGAAUCCGCUGCGCGGGCCGCCGUGCCCCCCGACCUGGCCUACAAGGACCUGGCUCGGGCGCGCGGCCUGCCCUUCUUCGCCGGGCGCGGCUGGCGCAGGCCCGCCGAGUGCAGCCGAGACCGGCCCCCCGGGGGCCGCCUCUGCGCCAGCCCCGAGCCUCGCCGUGCCACCAGCUUCAACGAGGACCACUUCCCGCGCCUCGCACGCGGGCCCCUGUGGGCCACUGUCGACGUGCCGCUGGCUGGCUUCCUGGAGGCGCACUUCCACGACUUCCUGGCCGACCUGGAGCUCGGGGGCGACGACAACUUCUGUGCGGGGGAGAGCGUGCUUCCGUGGUUCGCGGAGCUCCACGCGGCGAACGCGAACGCGGGCUCGCACUACCAGGAGUUCGGGCCGCGCGACGACGACUGGCAGACCGUCUACCUCCUGCGCGGGGGCGCCUGGAGCGCGGCCGCGUGCCGCGCCGCGCCGCGGGCCUGCGCGCUGCUGCGCGCGCGGCCCGAGGUGGCGGGGUGCCCGCUGGGCGGCGCGGGCUUCCUCAGGCUCGCCCCCGGCGGCCGGGUGAAGCCGCACUUCGGGGCGGGACCGCGCCUCGCGGCGCACCUGGGGCUCGUCGUCCCCGAGGCCGGGGAGAUCCGGCUCACGGUCGGCGGGGAGCAGGUGGCCUGGCAGGCAGGCCGGGCAUUGGUGUUCGACGACACCUUCGCGCACACGUGCGCCACGACGGCGUCGAGCCGCGCUACGUCCUCAACGUGUGGUUUUCCCACCCCUGCGACCCGGGGGCGCCUGGGCCGCCCCGGCCGGAGUACUGCGCCGAGCCGCGCA